This is a messenger RNA of Aspergillus terreus NIH2624, 897 nucleotides long. It is a transcript of the gene sod4, whose product is annotated as mitochondrial 37S ribosomal protein mS42. The record is from RefSeq and is a predicted model, not a curated record. Lineage: Eukaryota; Fungi; Ascomycota; Eurotiomycetes; Eurotiales; Aspergillaceae. The coding region runs from base 1 to 897 and encodes 298 amino acids. The transcript is spliced from 4 exons. Gene Ontology annotation, molecular function: superoxide dismutase activity; metal ion binding. Gene Ontology annotation, biological process: superoxide metabolic process.
AUGCUUCCCAGACUUCUUCGGCCGCAGGCUCCGCUGCGUGCGGUCUCCUCCCUCUCCCAGAAACCCGUCUCCGCGCUCCCACGCUUCCAAACUCGAGGCCUGCACCGCGUUCCUCAGCUCACCCACGACUCCUACUUUAAAAACAAUGGCAUUCCGGAGCUGCUAUCACCCGAGGCGUUUGACUUCUCGUGGACGCAAUAUCAGACCCUCCUCAUUGACAAGCUGAACCUUUUGACGCAGGACACUGUUGAUGCCGAUGCGAAACCUGGAGAACUGCUGGUCAAGUACUCCCGGCGCCCGGAGAUGGCGUCCGUCUUCAACUACGCCUCGAUGGCCCACAACAACCACUUCUUCUUCAACUGCCUGUCCCCCACGCAAACCCAGAUCCCGGACAAGUUCGCCAAAGACAUUGUCGACACCUGCUCCUCUAUCGAAUCCCUGAAGCUCGACUUCCUGGCCACCGCCAACGCCAUGUUUGGACCGGGAUUCGUGUGGCUGGCUAAGAACCUUGAGCGGGAAGGCCUGAUGCACAUCUUCUGCACCUACAACGCCGGCUCGCCCUACCCGGCCGCGCACUCCCGCCGCCAGCCGGUCGACAUGGCCACUCACUCGCCCGACGCUCCCCUGGGCAACCAGUUUGCUGGCGCUAUGGGCGCGCACGCCGCCAACCAGAAGAGCCUGGCCCCCGGCGCUGUCGACGUCCAGCCCAUUCUCUGUGUCAACACUUGGGAGCACGUGUGGAUGAUGGACUACGGUAUCGGCGGAAAGGCCGAGUACCUCGAGCGGUGGUGGGAUCGCAUCAACUGGGAGGCGGUGUUCGACAACUACAACGCGGUGAGCUCGAUGAAGGGUGCGCGGAAUGCGGCCACCCGUAACCGCAGUCUGAGCAUGCUAUGA